ACAAUAAACAGCUGUCUCUUAUCGAAUAAACAAACCAGUGCUGGUAAAUGCGUAGCGGCCGUAAAGAAUUGUGUUUUGCUGGCAACAAGAUGGACGGAUUUAUGAUGGACAUUAUCAAGGGCAUGUGCAUUAUGGAUAAUGAUGGCAACCGGAUACUGGCUAAGUACUAUGACAAAAACAUUCUGUCCACGUUGAAGGAGCAGAAGGCGUUUGAGAAAAAUUUGUUUAACAAGACGCACCGCUCCAACACUGAAAUCAUCAUGCUCGAUGGUCUGACGUGUGUUUACAAGAGCAACGUGGACUUGUUCUUCUACGUGAUGGGCAACGCGUACGAAAAUGAGCUGAUAUUGCUGUCGGUGCUCAACUGUUUGUAUGACUCCAUAAGCCUUAUCCUGAAAAAGAACGUUGAGAAGCGCCUGGUGCUGGAUAACCUGGAGAUUAUUAUGUUGGCAUUUGAUGAGAUUUGCGAUGGCGGCAUAAUUCUGGAUGCGGAUCCAUCGUCUGUGGUGAAACGUGUCGAUUUACGCAACGAGGAUAUUCCAAUUGCCGAACAGACCGUGGCUCAGGUGUUGCAAUCGGCGCGCGAACAGUUGAAAUGGUCCAUACUGAAAUGAGGUCAGGUCGGUCGCAAACGUAACCAGAUUCAGUAAUACUGUCAAUACAUUCGAUUUAUAUCUAUUAAAUUUCGCCUAGAGUGUAAUAUACAUAUACAUAUAACAUAUAUAUUUAACUAGAGACAAUGUCGUUCGUUCUAUAUAAUGUUUGCUGUAUGCCAAUGUACAAUAUUUAAGACAAGCUCUUCAAAAGA
This is a messenger RNA of Drosophila arizonae, 808 nucleotides long. It is a transcript of the gene zetaCOP, whose product is annotated as COPI coat complex subunit zeta. Gene Ontology annotation, cellular component: COPI vesicle coat. The record is from RefSeq and is a predicted model, not a curated record. Gene Ontology annotation, biological process: intra-Golgi vesicle-mediated transport; retrograde vesicle-mediated transport, Golgi to endoplasmic reticulum; intracellular protein transport. Lineage: Eukaryota; Metazoa; Arthropoda; Insecta; Diptera; Drosophilidae.